AUGGCUGCCGAAACUGUUGACACAUCAUGGAUGUGGAAUGCCAAUUUUCAUGAGAAUUUACCCAACACCGCUGGACGUUUCGUGCAUUUCCGAAAAACACUUCUCGUCGAAAAGGAGAUUCCGGCAACCCUCAAGAUCAGUAUCACCGCUGACACACGCUAUAAAUUAUACAUAAAUAGCAAUUUUGUCGCGUAUGGGCCUGUCAAAGGUGAUUCCAAUCUCUGGUUCUACGACGAGAUCGACAUCAGUCAAUAUCUGCAUCUGGGACAAAACCAGAUAGCAAUCCACGUCCUGAGACUCUUCCAUGGGACUUCAUAUGGCACCAGCUUUCCAAGAUUGGGAUCUGGUGGUGUUCGAAUCGCAACCACUGUCGAUGAUCCCAUUUGGUCGCCGCAGCUUCGAAGUAGUACCCUAUGGGAGACAGCUGUAGAUCCAUUUGUGGAUUUGCGCAUCGAUGAGCCUGAGGAUGAUUUCCUUCAUGUUUUCGAAAAGGUGUCGGUGGAGAUUGCUGGUACCAAGACCUUGGAGUGGUCGCCGGCUAUUUUGCUACAGUAUCAGAACUCGACAGGAGUCACAGCACCAUGGAAGUUAUCGCCCCGUCUUAUUCCCCAAAUGAAAAGUUACAAUUCCCAGUUCAAGGCUAUUCACAAUGUCAAGAGCACUUUGUCCUCCAAAGCUUGGGAGAAAAACUUAGUGAACUGCGACGCCAAAGACAAAUCCGUGCUGCUACCACCUGACACCAAACACCAGAUAGAUUUGGAGGUUGGGUCACAUACUACUGCAUCUCUCCGUUUCCGAUUCAAGCGUCCUGAGUCCCCCGGCGCAAGAAUGGUUGUCACAUACUCAGAGAGUUAUGAGGACACCCCAACUUUCAUCCCAUAUCUCCGCCGUAAAGGCAAUCGACUUGAUACAACCAAGUUGUUGAUUGGACCACAAGAUAUCUACACUUUUCAAGGUCGGGAAGGCAACUUAGGCCUGGGUUAUCACGAAGACGAAGAUAAGAAUGAAAUCUACAUGCCGUUCCAUUGGAGAUCAUUCCGAUUCUUGAGGAUUAGUAUAUGGGCAGGUUCCUCUGGCUUAACGUUGCAAGGCAUUGAUAUUGAGGUGGUUCGCUAUCCCCUGGAUGUCCUAUCAAAUGUCAGUACCAACACAGGCGAUGAUGAGACCAAAAAGCUCUACGACACAAGUAUACGAACACUACAGAAUUGUAUGCACGAUUGCUACGAGGAUUGUCCAUUUUACGAACAACUCCAAUAUGCCAUGGAUACGCGGAGCUCUUGUCUAUUCACUUACUACGUAUCCGGGGAUGAUCGUUUGGCGAGGCAGGCCAUCAUCCAGCUACACAACUCGUUUCAACCUCAACUUGGACUCACAGCAAGUCGAUCACCGUCGAAUCAACUUCAAAUUAUGCCCAAUUUCUCCCUCUAUUGGAUCUGUAUGCUCCAUGACCAUUUUACCUUUUACAAUGACGGUGACUUCAUUCAGCCUUUUUUGCCUGUUGUCGAUGCCGUUCUCAACUUCUUUCACUCUCGCAUCCAGCACGAGACUGACUUGGUAGUUCUGAAGAGUGAGGAGGGUAUCUGGAACUUCCAUGAUUGGGCGGAGCAAUGGCGUCCAUAUGGCAUCCCGCCGUCGGUCGAAAAGACAGGUAUCUCGACUUAUACCAACAGUCUGUACUCUUACACAUUGAACCUGGCUUCAGGUUUACAAAGCGCUUGCAGAGGUCGACCUUAUAUGGCCUAUGAAUAUUCUCAGAGGGCAGACCUCAUUUCGAAUGCAUUGAAAGCCCACUGUUUUGAUGGUCGUUACUUCACUGACAGUCUGGCUUCUCAAUCUGAUGGGAAAAGUGACAUCAGUCAGCACAGCCAGGUUUGGGCAGUUCUCAGUGGCGCAAUCAGUGGACUGGAUGCUCAGACCCUGCUAAGAGACGUACUCAAUACCUCACUAGAUACGAAGGACGCGCUGGUCAAAACGUCAAUAUCGAUGUCAUUCUACACCCUACGCGCUAUGAGCAUUGUAGGAGGCAACCUGUACGAUGAACUGUAUACCAAGUUUUGGGAGCCGUGGCGUGCCCAACUGGCUCUCAAUUUGACAACAUGGGAAGAAGACGACGUUUCUCAUCGCUCAGACUGUCAUGCUUGGGGUAGCGCUCCAAUUUACGAGUUUUUAGCAGAGGUAGCGGGUGUGAAGCCUGAACUACCUGGCUGGGAACAAAUAAGAUUCGCGCCGCGGCUCGGCUUGUAUCCUUCCUUCAACGCAACUGUACCUUUUGCCAGAAAGGGUAAAACUGCUUUAGUAAAGGUUUCUUGGAGCUCAUCAGAUGGUGAAAUGACUCUUGUAAAGUUGCGUAUUGAAGGAUCAGCCGAGCCAGUCCCAGUGCACAUACAACUCACUGGACAGUCGGAAAAGAUCAUGGUUGGCUCGAAAGAGAUUGUGUUUUAUUGUCCGCAGUUAAAUAGGUAG
Molecule: messenger RNA, 2463 nt
Organism: Fusarium venenatum
Lineage: Eukaryota; Fungi; Ascomycota; Sordariomycetes; Hypocreales; Nectriaceae
Product: Six-hairpin glycosidase-like protein
Biological process (GO): carbohydrate metabolic process
Source: RefSeq, a predicted model, not a curated record